AUGGCCGACAGUAUCAUCCCACUGCCACCAUCAACAACAAAGAAGUCUAACAAAAUCAGAGACAUUGUUAGGCUUCAACAGAUGCUUAAGAAAUGGAAGAAGGCUGCGAUCGACACCAAGAACAACAACAACAACAACAAUGACGUCCUGGAUAAUGUUGCUCCUCCUACAAACAAGACAACGACGACAAAAGGUCUCAACAAGUUCUUGAAGAAAACUCUAUCAUUUUCUGAUAUCAGCAACAACAACAGUAGUAGUAGUUCUUCUACUUCAGGGGGUCAGGCGGAUCAUCAAGAGGGUGUUGCGGUGCGAAAAGGAUACCUGGCGGUUUGGGUCGGGAGAGAGGAAGAUGCAAUGAAGAAGUUUGUAAUCCCAACGGAUUACUUGGCACAUCAAGCAUUCAGUGUCCUCUUACGAGAUGCUGAAGAAGAGUUCGGUUUCCAACAAGAGGGAAUCCUCAAGAUACCAUGUGAUGUCCCUCUCUUUGAAAACAUCUUAAAGCUGAUGACUCAUGAUCACAAUCAUCAUAAUAAGAAAAACCACCACCAGCAGCAACGUCCAACAACUCUCCUCAAAUCUUCAUCUUCAACAUCAUCAUUCUUCUUAUACGAACAACAACAACAACCGCAACCAGAUCAGCUGCUUAUUAUUAACCAUCCGGCCACCACCACCACUACUACUACUACUACUACUUUUGAUUCUCAAUUGAAAACCCCUCCAACCACUCCAACACGUCACCUUCCCUUGUACUGUCGAUAA
Molecule: messenger RNA, 759 nt
Organism: Erigeron canadensis
Lineage: Eukaryota; Viridiplantae; Streptophyta; Magnoliopsida; Asterales; Asteraceae
Exons: 1
Coding region: 1-759 (252 amino acids)
Biological process (GO): response to auxin
Source: RefSeq, a predicted model, not a curated record